Molecule: messenger RNA, 1299 nt
Organism: Caenorhabditis sp. 36 PRJEB53466
Lineage: Eukaryota; Metazoa; Nematoda; Chromadorea; Rhabditida; Rhabditidae
Source: the annotation of a GenBank genome assembly
AUGAUGUACGAGGAUGAAGUCGAUCAGAGCUACGAUCCGUGGAUCAGCGGACUCGAGCCAGAGCCGUUUGAAACUGUGUUCCAGGAGCUCUUCUCGGGUGUCAAGAGCUACAUGAUUCCGGAUGAGAAACCAGCUGCGGUCGUCGAGCCGGUGCCGGCGCCGCUGAAAAUUCGCUGCAACGAGAACCUGCCGCAGGAGCCGUUUGUUCCGCGGAAGGUCGACACUCUCUCGCAGUUUGUGCCGGUGAUUCCGAACUCGAGCACGGCGAAUAUCACUAAGACUCGGCAGUAUCCGAUGCUCCGCUGCGGACACUGCAGCGAGACGCUCGUUUCACAAUUCGCGCUCGAGCACCACGAGACGCAAAGCCAUCCGGAAUUGUUCAGCUGGUUCUGCUCUGACUGCAACGUGCACUUUGACACUCUGAGACAGGCCAGCGAGCACUCGCUUCUGACUCACGGCGAUGGGGAAAUGCCAGUGGUGAGAGAACGGAAUCUUUUCGGGCAACAAUUAUUGAUUUUAUUUCAGUUCGAUGCAACCUAUACGAACAUCCGGAAGCAAGGACUGACGUUCUUCCUUCAGGCAGUCACCAGACGGUCCACGGACUUCAUCAAGAAAUUCCUGCAUAGUCGGGAGAAGAAAACGGUGAUGACCGCGGCCUACUUUGCCUUCGCCAAAUGCGAGCUCCAAGCUGCUUUCUCCGGCAGUAUUGGACUGAGCGUGUACCACCACGCGAAAACGGAGUUGUUGGCUAUUGUUAGUGCAAACGACGAUCCAAUCGUAUUUUGAGUACCAGUUUUCAGCACGACCAUGUGGAGCACGAGGACCUCAUUCGCUGUAUGAAGAGCGACUUCAUCUACGGGAAACACAUCAAGCGUAUCCCGCUGAUUACGUACACUCCACCGACGACCGUUUACCGGACGCUCACUUACAACAACAUGCCCGCGAAGGGGUCAGUUUUUGAGUCGUCGAAGCAAUCUAUGCAAUAAUUCAAUUACAGAAAGACCCGUUCGCGUGCUGUGAACACUGUGAACACUCGUGCGAUCAAGACCGCUCCGUACACACUCGUGGCGCCCCAGCGCAAGCUUGUGGCUCCGUACACUCAGAGCUAUUUCAGCGCGGUCAGUUAAUGAUGACCACUAUUCCAUAAAAUCCUUUUAUUGUUUUUAGAAGUACCCGCGUCCGGCCAACUACCGUGGUCCUCAAGUGGUCCUUUCCGGACCCCCGAACUCGUUUAUCCGUCGCACUGACGCCCCGCCAUUGGUGGCCGUUUACCCAGUCCGCAGCGGCUCACAAAAAUAA